Molecule: messenger RNA, 1729 nt
Organism: Lotus japonicus
Lineage: Eukaryota; Viridiplantae; Streptophyta; Magnoliopsida; Fabales; Fabaceae
Product: triose phosphate/phosphate translocator, non-green plastid, chloroplastic-like
Exons: 9
Coding region: 192-1406 (404 amino acids)
Biological process (GO): transmembrane transport
Cellular component (GO): Golgi apparatus; membrane
Molecular function (GO): antiporter activity
Source: RefSeq, a predicted model, not a curated record
UUAGUGAUAGUGUCAAGAACAACAAAUUACCUAUUUAUUCACCAACUCCCUCACCAACCCAAACCUUGCUGGUGGCGGAUACUCCGAGGGAUCCAUUUCCAAUUCAUUCUCCCCAUAAAGGACCCCCCACACACACACACGACACAAUCGUGCUCUCUCCUCUCCAUUUCACUCUCCUUCAGAUCCCGAAAAUGCAAACCGCGGCGGCGUUCUCCACCUUCUCCCCCUCCCUCCCCCACCGCAACCUCCACCGCACCAACCACCUCCGGCGACCUUCCUUCUCCGUCCGCCUCUCUUCCAAACUCACCGACGGCGGCGCAAAUCCAAAUGGCGCCUCUUCUUCUUCCUCAUCCUCCUUUCCUCGCCGAUCCUGGCACCUUGCGAAUUCCUCUCCCUUCAAGUUCAGACCUCUCGCCUCUGAUUCAUCGCCGCCUAAAGCCGCUUCCUCCGUCCCUGACAGCGCCGGCUCCGCUGAACCUUCUUCGUCCUUGAUGAAAACUCUCCAGCUUGGUUCCUUGUUUGGCCUCUGGUACCUCUUCAACAUCUACUUCAACAUCUACAACAAACAGGUUUUGAAGGCGUUCCAUUACCCGGUAACCAUUACUGCGGUUCAAUUUGCUGUUGGGACUGUCCUUGUAUCGGUGAUGUGGGGUUUAAACCUCUAUAAGAGGCCAAAGCUCAGUGGUGCCCAGCUUGCAGCAAUAUUGCCAUUGGCCCUGGUGCAUACUUUAGGGAACCUUUUCACUAAUAUGAGUCUUGGAAAGGUUGCUGUGUCAUUCACUCACACGAUCAAAGCCAUGGAGCCUUUCUUUUCUGUGAUCCUUUCUGCCAUGUUCCUUGGAGAGAAACCUACGCCGUGGGUGGUUGGUUCCCUCUUGCCUAUAGUUGGUGGAGUUGCGCUGGCAUCUCUUACUGAGGCCUCUUUUAAUUGGGCUGGAUUUUGGAGUGCAAUGGCUUCCAAUGUGACCAAUCAAUCUCGUAAUGUUCUUAGCAAAAAGGCCAUGGUUAAGAAAGAGGAUUCUAUGGACAACAUCACUCUCUUCUCUAUAAUAACAGUAAUGUCAUUCUUCUUGUUAGCACCCGUGGCUGUCUUCAUGGAGGGUGUUAAAUUUACCCCUGCUGCACUGCAGGCUGCUGGGGUAAACGUCAGACAACUGUACAUCAGAUCUCUUCUAGCUGCACUCUGUUUCCAUGCAUAUCAGCAAGUUUCUUAUAUGAUAUUGCAGAGGGUAUCACCUGUAACCCACUCGGUGGGCAAUUGUGUGAAGCGGGUUGUGGUCAUUGUGAGCUCUGUUAUCUUCUUCCAGACACCUGUCUCUCCUGUGAAUGCCAUGGGGACUGCUUUAGCUCUUACCGGUGUUUUCCUCUAUUCAAGGGUGAAGCGAAUUAAACCAAAGACAGCUUAAUUUUGCUUGGUAAAAAAUUUCUAGUUGCAUCACAAAAGCUAAAUAGCUGCAAUUCUGAAUUUCUUUGUAGGUUAGAUAGGGAAUAUGAUGAGGAUUACUUUUUCUGGCCGUGUGCCAUGCUUUCUUUAGUUUUUUUUUUGCUUUAAAGUUACUUUGUGGAAUUUUUUUAUCAUGUCUUUUUGAUUGCCUGUGGUUCUGUUCAAUCAAAAAUUUAUCCACUCGAAUUUUGCUUAAACACCACAUCAAGGUGUGUUAAUGUACCACUAUGCUUAUAAACAUAUAUGUAUUCAGCUAUUGAAUUGGUAAAUGCAAAUUCUGUGCAA